GUUAAAAUUGUUUACGCCACACGGCUGCAGUUCGGGCCCAGUUCUGUAUCGCAAAUGAGUACUAACUCCAGAUCUCUGAGGCUGAAUGACUGCGAGGACCGCCUCAGCUCCCAAUCCUCGGACGAGAAGAUGGACACGGGCUCCGAGUCCUUCCUCACCACCCAGGACACCCCCAACUCAACCUUAUCAUCAGACUUUGAUGAGAAGGACCAAGAAUCCAAUGACGAUGACCCGGUCCUGAGACUUCAAAACCCCACCAACAAUGAUACACCUGUACUACGACUCUCGGAGCCCACACAAGAGUGUAUCAUCAACAAGAAUCUACUCAAACAAGACUUAAACGAUAGCUUAACGACUAAGAUGUCGAAUUUAAGGUUGGACUCCUUACAAGUAGAUGAAACUGGUGAUAGGCCUAAGCAUCUAGGAAUCAGUCCACCGAAGUUUAGCUCAACACUAACCCUCACUACAAGUCAUCCUCUGAUGGGCCUCGGCAGUCCUGAUGCAGUGGAGAACUACCCCGACGUGGUGCCCAAGAAACCCUUCAAGAAACUCGAGGAUGAAGCUAAAGACUUGAGCUUGUCCAGCAUAGAGGACGACCGGGUGACCAACGAGGCAAAUAGCUUCACAGAUUUCUACGGGCCACAACGAAACACAUCGAAAAAUAACCUCUAUUUCCACGAGAAUUUUGUAACAGCCGACAGUCAAAUCUUGAAUGAUAUCUCUAGAAUAGACAAUGUUACUAGUCCACCAGACGUAGCAAGAGUGCAAGAUCUAGAAAAUUCUAGAAGGAAGAUCAUACCUUGCUUUAGGGAGACAGAGCUUAAAGUGAAUGUUACAAAUGUGUCGACACCGCAAAGGGUUUUGGGUCGUGUGGUGGAUGAACAUCGGGACGACAGUGCCAUACUGAAGUAUGUGGAGGAGAGGAAGAAGAAAAUGGGCAUUAAGGGGGAGAGCACACCGAAAAGGGGGGAGGAGUCAUUGCCUGUUGGUAUACCAGAACCUGAGGAGUUCCAUUCUGGGGUGGCGGAAUGGUGUGAGUCUCCGUCCGACCUGCGCUCGCUACCGAACUUCCAGCUGCCCGUGGAGCGGCGCAGCAGCGUCCACCAGGACCUAGACUCCCCAGACGUCCUCUCCUCGUCCACCCAGGAGGACCGCUCCUCGUACCAGGCGACGCUGGACGUGCGCGCCGGGAGCGUGGCGCUGCGGCACGCGGCCGCGCUGCCCCCCUCGGGGACUAUGAGGAGACGGAUUGUGCUGCCGCCUGAAGACAGCGUCAGUCUGGACAGCGUGUCCGCCUGCUCCCUCUCCUCAGAAGAAGAACCGCAGCUUGGUGACGUCUUGGAGGCAGCAGCCGAGGACCGGGGCAGCAGCCACAGAAACUCAUCCAGUGCCAGUGACCCAAUCCCGGAGUACUCUGCUGCUGAAGAGUUUGAGGAGGAGCGCGCCUGGCUGAAGGUACCUCUGGGCAACGGAGCCACCAGCACCUGCGACAUGAAGGUCAUAGAACCGUUCAAGCGGUGCCUCUCUCACGGGGGCUACAUGGGGACGGCGGGGGGCGCGGGGGGCGCCGCCAUCAUCGUGUUCUCUGCGUGCCACCUGCCGGACCGCGCGCGUGUGGAUUAUCAUUAUGUCAUGGAUAAUUUGUUUCUCUACGUGAUGUGGUCCCUGGAGCGUCUGGUCACCGACGAGUACUGCCUGGUGGUGCUGGCGGGGGGCGCGGGGGGCGCGGGGCGGGGCCGCCUGCCCGCCUGGGGCUGGCUGCUGCAGUGCUACAGACUCGUGGACCGACGGUUGCGCAAGAGCCUGAAGCAGCUGUACCUGGUGCACCCCACGUUCUGGAUCAAGUCGCUCGUGCUGCUCUCCAAGCCCUUCGUCAGCUCAAAAUUCUUCAAGAAGCUGUCCUACGUGAAAAACUUGAGCGAGCUGAUGCGGCGCCUGCCCGUGGAGCCCAACGCCAUCCCCGACCUCGUGAAGCAGUACGACGCCAAGCGGUAGUGGCCUAUUUCCGCGGACUUAGGCCCCGGGAGGCCUAAGUCCACGGACUUG
Messenger RNA from Plutella xylostella (diamondback moth), 2046 nucleotides. RefSeq lists its product as uncharacterized. Lineage: Eukaryota; Metazoa; Arthropoda; Insecta; Lepidoptera; Plutellidae. The record is from RefSeq and is a predicted model, not a curated record. Gene Ontology annotation, cellular component: cytoplasm.